CCGAGGUGCCUCGAACCGAACUGCAACUGACAAUUAGUCGCCGUCUUAUGCUCCUCGCCAAAAGUCGCUUCUUGCCCCGCACUCGAAAAAUCGAAAACUCAAACAAAAACUUGCACAACGACACCACAGCGACCACCGUAUGAAAUUCUAAUCGGAGAACAACGAUCGUGUGUUACUACUAAAUACUAAAUCUUCAAACAAAAUUAUUUUGAAAGAAAACGUUGAAAUUCUAUUGGCGAUCUUGGUAUCAUGCCAUUUGUGGAUCUAUUCAAAAGUUGGAAAUUAACGCAUCAAGAUGAAGCGUAGGAAAAGCAGGAACAAAUGCGCGACUGCUGAGCCCAAACGUUCCAGAACUGGAGUCAUGUCAUGGGAUUGUUAUAUAAGGGUUCCAAACUCCUGAACACAAUUCUGGAUUCCCUGGAAGAUCAAGAGGGUGGAGCUAUGUACAUAUCGUGCGAUGUCUCAAACGGCGGUCCUGUGGAACCAGAGACGGGCUAUGUGCCCAACAAUCCCCUGUUCGGCCUGGCGCUGGACAGCCCGCAGCAAGAGUGCGCCGCUUCCUGCGUCGGCUGCCUAUCCUGCCAGGGCAGCACCGCCCUGCCCAUCUCCUCGCUCACCAGCAGCGACUUCGACUGCGGCGGCUGUUUUGAUCCCACGAUUGGAGUGGGCGUGGGCAUCGGUGGCGGCCACAUCCAGAUCAGCACGACACCGCCGGCGAGCAGCGGCAACGGGAGCAGCAACAACGGUGCCGGAGGAGGCUCCUCAGGGAAUCACGGCUACUGGAGCACCGACGAGAUGGCUUCCACGUUUCCCGGCCUGCCGCCGCUGGACAUCGAUCCGCUGCCCAGUCUGUUCCCAUUCUCGCCCUGCGGCGCUUCCUACAACUUUGCCGCCGGCAAUCCGCACCAGGCCGCCUCCCUCUCCUACACAGUGCAUCCGCACCAGAUGCUCAUCUCGCCGAACUCCCACAACCAUGGCCAGAUGCACUCGCAGCACCAGCAGCACCAGCAAUCCCAGGUCCAGGCAUCGCACGUAGGCAACUCGCUCCUCCAAAGCAGUGGUGGCAACAAUAUCGGCAGUAAUGGUGGUGCCGGCGGAGCGGCCAACACUGCCAGUUGCUACUAUGAAACCAAUGCUGGAUCGGCUGCACCACCUCCUCCUCCGGCGGCAGCCAUGUAUCCCAGCAUGAGCGUGAACGUCAGCAUGAACAUGACCAUGCACCAUGGCUACGGGGCUGGAGAUGCCGGCGGCGUGCCGAUGCAGUGCUCCCAGAUGAACUGGACGCCACCCACUAACUCCACUUCGGCGGCAGCAGCAGCAGCGGCGGUAAAUGUGCUAUACCCACCGCUGCUGAGUCCCGGUCACUAUCCCGCCUCGGCCACGUAUUCCUUUACGGCGGAUUUCCGGGCACCGGCUCCCACGGGUCUGGGCGCCCUGCCAUCGCUGACAGUGGGCGAAAAGGAAUCGCCAUCGCCGCCGGCCAACUCCUCUUUGGCUGGCUACUAUCCCACGGGGGUGGGCAAUCAGGGAUACACACCGCCCCACAAAAGUCCCACCAGCUAUCAGGCAGCCGCCCUGGGCUUGAGUCUAUCCGCCUUCGAUGACGAGGAGGAUAGCAACGAGGAUCUGGACGGGGAUGAGGGCAGCAGUGGCGGCGAGAUGAAACCCAAUCUGUGCCGGCUGUGCGGGAAGACAUAUGCCCGUCCCAGCACGCUUAAGACCCAUCUGCGGACCCAUUCCGGCGAAAGACCCUAUCGAUGCCCCGACUGCAACAAGAGCUUCUCGCAGGCCGCCAACCUGACGGCCCACGUACGCACACACACCGGCCAGAAGCCGUUCCGCUGCCCCAUCUGCGACCGGAGAUUCUCGCAGAGUUCCAGCGUCACCACGCACAUGCGCACCCACUCCGGUGAGCGGCCGUACCGCUGCUCCUCCUGCAAGAAGUCCUUCUCCGACAGCAGCACCCUCACCAAGCACCUGCGAAUCCACAGUGGCGAGAAGCCCUACCAGUGCAAGCUCUGCCUGCUCAGAUUUUCGCAGUCGGGGAACUUGAAUCGGCACAUGCGCGUCCACGGCAACAACAACAGCAGCAAUGGCAGCAAUGGGGCAACCGGAGUUGGUGGAGAAUCCUCCACCGGCAGCGGAGGCGGUGGUGGCAACAGCCUGCUCACAUGACAAAAGCCAAGGAGUGCAGGAGGUUUCCAGCAUUACCACCCCCCGCACACCCACCACAUGCAUCACCAGCACCACGCCCAUCACCAUCACCACGCCCACAUGGGUAACUACGACUACGGGAACUACAGCAUCGGCGAUUACACUCCACCCGGAGCCACACAAAACUAUUCAG
Messenger RNA from Drosophila mauritiana, 2347 nucleotides. Its product is annotated as protein glass. Gene Ontology annotation, molecular function: DNA-binding transcription factor activity; RNA polymerase II cis-regulatory region sequence-specific DNA binding. Bases 367 to 2175 code for a protein of 602 amino acids. The transcript is spliced from 5 exons. NCBI's taxonomy places the organism in Eukaryota, Metazoa, Arthropoda, Insecta, Diptera, Drosophilidae. Gene Ontology annotation, biological process: regulation of transcription by RNA polymerase II. The record is from RefSeq and is a predicted model, not a curated record.